Molecule: messenger RNA, 2070 nt
Organism: Chionomys nivalis (European snow vole)
Lineage: Eukaryota; Metazoa; Chordata; Mammalia; Rodentia; Cricetidae
Gene: Slc5a9
Product: solute carrier family 5 member 9
Exons: 14
Coding region: 1-2070 (689 amino acids)
Biological process (GO): transmembrane transport
Cellular component (GO): plasma membrane
Molecular function (GO): D-glucose:sodium symporter activity
Source: RefSeq, a predicted model, not a curated record
AUGAGCAAAGAGCUAGCAGCAAUGGAGCCUGGAGAUUCAGUGGAUGCAGCCAGUGCUGAGACAGCACCACACUCAGCCCUGGGCUCUGGAGUCGGCCUGCAUGCCUAUGACAUCGUGGUGGUGGUCAUCUACUUUGUCUUCGUCCUUGCUGUGGGAAUCUGGUCUUCUAUUCGUGCAAGCCGAGGGACCAUUGGUGGCUAUUUCCUGGCUGGAAGAUCCAUGACUUGGUGGCCAAUUGGAGCAUCUCUGAUGUCAAGCAAUGUGGGCAGUGGCUUAUUCAUCGGCCUGGCCGGGACAGGGGCUGCUGGAGGCCUUGCUGUGGGCGGCUUCGAGUGGAAUGCAACAUGGCUGCUCGUGGCCCUGGGCUGGAUCUUUGUUCCUGUGUAUAUUGCAGCGGGUGUGGUCACCAUGCCCCAGUACCUGAAGAAACGGUUUGGAGGGCAGAGGAUCCAGGUGUACAUGUCAGUCCUGUCUCUCAUCCUCUACAUCUUUACCAAGAUUUCGACUGAUAUCUUCUCUGGAGCCAUCUUCAUCCAGAUGUCCUUAGGCUGGAACCUCUAUCUUUCCACGGUGAUCCUGCUACUGGUGACAGCUGUCUAUACCAUCGCAGGAGGACUCACUGCUGUGAUCUAUACAGAUGCUCUACAGACUGUGAUCAUGGUAGGGGGCGCUCUAGUCCUCAUGUUUCUGGGCUUUAAGGAGGUGGGCUGGUACCCAGGCCUGCAGCAACUAUAUAAGCAGGCCAUUCCCAAUGCCACAGUUCCCAACACCACCUGUCACCUCCCACGGUCCGAUGCCUUUCACAUGCUCCGUGACCCUGUGAAUGGGGACAUUCCUUGGCCAGGUCUCAUUUUUGGGCUCACAGUCCUGGCCACCUGGUGUUGGUGCACAGAUCAGGUGAUUGUACAGAGGUCUCUCUCUGCCAAGAGUCUUUCCCAUGCCAAGGGAGGCUCAGUGCUAGGUGGCUACCUAAAGAUCUUCCCAAUGUUCUUCAUUGUCAUGCCUGGCAUGAUCAGCCGGGCUCUGUACCCAGAUGAAGUUGCCUGCGUAGACCCUGACAUCUGUCAAAGAGUGUGUGGCGCCAGAGUGGGAUGCUCCAACAUUGCUUACCCAAAGCUGGUCAUGGCGCUCAUGCCUGUGGGUCUGCGUGGCCUGAUGAUCGCGGUGAUCAUGGCUGCCCUGAUGAGCUCACUCACCUCCAUCUUCAACAGCAGCAGCACCCUGUUUGCCAUAGAUGUGUGGCAGCGCUUCCGCAGGCAGGCAACUGAGCAAGAGCUGAUGGUGGUAGGCAGGUUGUUCAUAGUCUUCCUGGUAGUCAUCAGCAUCCUCUGGAUCCCCAUCAUCCAGAGCUCCAACAGUGGGCAGCUCUUUGACUACAUCCAGUCUAUCACCAGCUACCUAGCCCCACCCAUCACGGCCCUCUUCCUGCUGGCCAUCUUCAGCAAGAGGAUCACUGAGCCUGGUGCCUUCUGGGGCCUCAUGUUUGGCCUAGCUGUGGGAAUCAUGCGCAUGGCUCUGGAGUUCUCAUACCCUGCCCCAGCCUGUGGGGAGGCAGACAGGAGGCCGGCUGUUCUGAAGGACUUCCACUACCUGUACUUUGCCCUCCUCCUCUGUGGACUUACUGCCAUCAUCAUUGUCAUAAUCAGCUUCUACACAGAGCCCAUCCCUGAUGAAAAGCUUGCUCGCCUGACCUGGUGGACAAGGAACUGUCCCUUACCUGAGCUGGAGAAGGAAGCUUCUGUGAGUGGGAAUGAGACAGAGUGGGAAAACACCCCAGGACUGGCAGAGAGGCCAGAUGCAGAGGGCCCAGCAGGAGAUGGGGAAGAAGCAAACAGCACCCAGGCAUCUGAUCAAUCAAGAGCCCUACAUAGGUCCUUGGGGAAAUGGCUAUGGAACUGGUUCUGUGGACUCUCUGGGGCUCCACAGCAAGCCCUGAGCUCAGCGGAGAAGGCUGCACUAGAGCAGAAGCUGACCAGCAUUGAGGAGGAGCCGCUCUGGAGACGUGUCUGCAACCUCAACGCCAUCAUCCUGCUGGCCGUCAACAUCUUUCUUUGGGGCUAUUUUGCGUGA